AUGGGAAGAGGAGGUCUAGAAGGAACGCAAUCAAGUAUCACAGGAAGCGAGCUCACACAGAUGAGAAGACGAAGAAACCGCAAAGCAGGGGGUGGCCUGGCUCUUGGUCUCGUGCCCACCCAGUGCGGGCAGCUUGCUGUUCCCGACUCUGUCAUUGGAUGGGUGUGUCGCAUACCUGAGGGUGGGCACAAGACUUGCGAGACCGCACAACAUUCUCGUGCCUAUCCUCACGCUAGUAACCUGCGUCCUGCGUAUAUUUAG
Molecule: messenger RNA, 261 nt
Organism: Morchella importuna
Lineage: Eukaryota; Fungi; Ascomycota; Pezizomycetes; Pezizales; Morchellaceae
Exons: 3
Coding region: 1-261 (86 amino acids)
Source: RefSeq, a predicted model, not a curated record